Molecule: messenger RNA, 1921 nt
Organism: Lactuca virosa
Lineage: Eukaryota; Viridiplantae; Streptophyta; Magnoliopsida; Asterales; Asteraceae
Source: the annotation of a GenBank genome assembly
UUUGGUGAUUCAAAAUUUGAAAAAGCCCUACGAAUAAAGCUUUCUUUUUGGCCCGCCCGUCUCUCUUCCUCUGGGCGGAAAACACCAAACCCUCACUCGCUCUUCUUUAUAGACCAUUGCCGCUCGACAUAUACACACAAAGGAUCUCUAGUCCCUUGACCUAUUUCUAGGGUUUUCUCUUUCUCGCUAGGAACUGUAACGAUGUCGCUGAGACCUAGCGCCAGAACGGAGGUUCGCCGGAACCGAUACAAGGUGGCGGUUGAUGCCGAGGAAGGGCGCCGGAGGCGAGAAGACAAUAUGGUCGAGAUCCGUAAGAACCGGAGAGAAGAAAGUUUGCAGAAGAAGAGACGCGAAGUCACUGCUAGCCAGUUCGCCAUGCCCGUUCAGUCUGCUUCCGCCGCCGAAAAGAAGUUGGAAAAUCUUCCUGCAAUGGUUGCUGGAGUUUUCUCUAAUGAUAACAAUAUGCAGCUUGAGGCCACUACUCAGUUUCGUAAACUCUUAUCAAUAGAACGCAGCCCUCCAAUCGAAGAAGUUAUUCAAUCUGGUGUUGUCCCUCGCUUUGUUGAGUUUCUUGUGAGGGAGGAUUUCCCCCAACUACAGUUUGAGGCUGCUUGGGCUUUGACUAAUAUUGCAUCUGGAACAUCUGAACACACAAAGGUGGUGAUUGAUCAUGGAGCCGUCCCGAUUUUUGUGAAACUUCUUGCAUCUCCCAGUGAUGAUGUUAGGGAGCAGGCUGUAUGGGCCCUAGGGAAUGUGGCUGGUGAUUCCCCUAAAUGUCGUGACCUUGUACUUGCACAAGGAGCUUUGAUUCCUUUACUUUCCCAAUUAAACGCACAUGCUAAGCUAUCUAUGUUGCGAAAUGCCACUUGGACACUUUCCAAUUUUUGUAGGGGCAAACCACAACCUUCUUUUGAUCAGACAAAACCUGCACUUCCAGCUCUACAGCAACUUAUUCGUUCAGAAGAUGAUGAAGUCUUGACAGAUGCUUGUUGGGCACUUUCAUAUCUUUCUGAUGGCACCAAUGAUAAAAUCCAAGCUGUUAUUGAAGCAAAUGUAUGUCCAAGAUUGGUUGAGCUAUUGAAUCGUGCUUCUCCAACUGUGCUUAUUCCUGCUCUUCGUACAGUUGGGAACAUUGUUACUGGAGAUGAUAUGCAAACUCAGUAUAUAAUCAAUCUUCAAGCAUUGCCUUGUCUUCUGAACCUGUUGAUUGGUAAUCACAAAAAGAGCAUUAAGAAGGAAGCUUGUUGGACUAUAUCAAACAUCACUGCUGGCAAUAAGGAGCAGAUUCAGAUAGUGAUUGAAGCAAAUAUCAUUGGUCCUCUUGUUCUUUUGCUUCAAACUGCUGAAUUUGACAUCAAGAAAGAGGCUGCAUGGGCCAUCUCAAAUGCUACUUCUGGUGGAACCCACGACCAAAUUAAGUAUUUAGUUAGUGAGGGGUGUAUCAAACCUUUGUGUGACCUGCUGAUCUGUCCAGACCCACGAAUAGUGACAGUGUGUUUAGAGGGGCUUGAGAACAUUUUAAAGGUUGGGGAAGCUGAAAAGAAUUUGGGGCAAUCUGGGGAUAGGAUGAUGUUAUGCCACCUGGCGAAGCAACCCCUCAGCCUCAGGCUGCUGCUUUCCAUUUUGGAGGUGCUGAUGUUUCCGUUCCCUCUGGUGGAUUUACCUUCAACUGAUUCAAGUGCAAGGCUCUUUUUUUGACCUGGGUGGUGGUCCAGUAUUAUUAUAGUUUUGACUUUUGAGGGUUUAUCUUAGCAGUGAUGAUUGGUGUCUUGAUGAAUUAUGUAAAGUAUUUGACAUUGGGAUUUAUGGAUUUAGUCCCGUUUUUGCUUUGUAUUUCUUAUUUGCCACUUACUUGAGAAUUACCAAUUCCCGAUAUGUAGUAGUCAAUAUUCUACUUUCUGUUGACAGCUUAAAAUAUUGG